ACACUCAAAGGUAGAAGAAGUUUGAUGGGAUUGUUUGCGAGAGGAAAGGAAAAGGACAGGCGUUCAGAAUCGCCUCCACCGGUCCCCUCGCUGCCCAUCCGAUCCGGCUCGACACCUGCGACGCCAGUGCAUCCAGUCACGAUAUCUUCUUCACCUGCGAUAUCAACACCGACCACUGCUGUGCCAUCGCCACACCCAGAUCAAACGCCUCAGGUCCGAGCACCAAAGAGGAUUCCACCCCCUGCAUUGAACGUUGUGGUUACAUCUCCACAGUCUCAACAACCACAGAUGCAUGACCUUAGGCCACCUCCACCCAUUUCUAUCCCUCAGAAGUCAGCAACUCCACCUCCCUCCUCUUCCACGAGACACGCCAUCCCACGCAAGCAAUCGUCUGCUUCCACACUUUCGCCCACUACUGGAUUGAAGCCUAAUUCUGCGCCCUCGACCAUUCAAGGAUUCAAAGGUCUAUCCUUGCGACCCAUGUCCACCAUGUUUAGUUCCAUGCCCGCUGAUUACCUUUCGAAUUCGGCUGCGAACCCUCCUCUUCCGACUGCAGGCUACAUGUCACCAUCUACGAGUGGACAUUUUAGCACGCAAUCUCCUACCACGCCAUCUCUCUGGAGCUCGCGCUCCGAAUCCAUCUCGACCGGCUCUUCGGAGCUUCCUCUUCACACUCCUGGACUCAUGCAUUCCUUGAACUCUAGCUCCUUUACAGAUGGGAGUGGACCUAAUUCGCCUUCCACAAUGCAGAAGCAACUCCAUGGGGCGAAAGAGGUUUAUAAGCAUCAUAUAGCCGAGUUGGAGGCACAGGUUGCUGCGCUCAAGGCUGAGGUUGCAGAACUCAAGCAAUGCCCAUGCCCAUCUUGUGGAUUCCUUGGUGGUGGAUCCAGUUCAGGCGAAAAGACGAGUGUAGUCCAUCGCCCACGAGCAAAAACAGCUGCUG
Molecule: messenger RNA, 943 nt
Organism: Acaulospora colombiana
Lineage: Eukaryota; Fungi; Glomeromycota; Glomeromycetes; Diversisporales; Acaulosporaceae
Source: the annotation of a GenBank genome assembly